UAUACGCACGGUUUUUAAUUGUCCUCGAUCGAUAUAUAAAAUCAGUAAAAUGGCAAUAGGAUCCAACACUCAAAAUGCAAAUGAAAAAAAGACAUUUCAGAGAUUACCAAAAACGGUUAUACCAAGGCAUUAUGAUAUAGAAAUAAAGCCAAAUUUGAAAAACUUAAAUUUUACUGGCAAAGAAUUGAUUGAUAUUGAGAUCAAAGAAGCCACUAACAAAAUUGUAUUAAAUUCACUUGAAUUAGUUAUAAAAGAUGCUCAACUGAUUAAUGAUAAAAAGGAAACAACCAAAGCCAAUAUAUCAUAUGAUAUUGAAAAUGAACAAGCAAUAUUUAAUUUUACUAAUCAAUUGAACCCAGGAAAGGCUCAUUUACAAUUAACAUUUGAUGGAAAAUUGUCAGACAAAAUGAGAGGGUUUUAUAUUACCAAAUAUAUGUAUAAUAAAGAGGAAAAGAUUGCUGCUACUACUCAUUUUGAGUCAACUGAUGCUAGAAGAGCAUUUCCAUGUUGGGAUGAGCCUGCAAUCAAGGCGAAAUUUUCAAUAACUUUGGUUGCUCCGAAAGAUUUUGUAGCCUUAUCAAACAUGCCUGUUGAAAAAGAGGUACAAGACAAGGAUGCUCACGAGAAAACUGUUAAAUUUCAAUGCACGCCUAUCAUGUCCACCUACAUAGUUGCAUUUGUGGUCGGAGAAUUUGAUUACGUGGAAGACAAAACCAAGGACGGAAAACCUUGCCGAGUUUAUACUCCCGUAGGAAAGAAGGAACAAGGCCGCUUCGCGUUAGAAGUGACAGUUAAAUCGCUAGAAUUUUACGAAGAGUAUUUUGGGAUCAAGUACGAACUGCCCAAGUGCGAUUUGAUUUCUAUCCCUGAUUUUGCAUUCGGUGCUAUGGAAAACUGGGGUUUAAUUACUUUCAGAGAAGUAUGCAUCCUAUUGGACGAAAAGACGUCGUCAACUAAUACUAAGAAUUACAUCGCCAUUGUUGUAGCUCACGAGUUGGGACACCAAUGGUUCGGAAAUUUGGCCACCAUGGAAUGGUGGACUUAUCUCUGGCUUAACGAGGGCUUUGCCACGUGGGUUUCCUUCCACUGUAUCAGCCAAAUUUACCCGCAUUACGAUAUCUGGACUCAAUUCGUUUCAUCGAGCUUUCACGAGGGCAUUACGCUGGAUUCUCUCGCUACUAGCCAUCCUAUCGAGGUUACAGUUCAUCAUCCCCACGAGAUAGACGAGAUUUUUGACGCUAUAUCUUACGAGAAAGGAGCCUCUUUCCUUAGAAUGAUGAACGAAUAUUGCGGGCCCGAGGCUUUCCGUAAGGCCCUCAACAUUUACCUUAACGAAUUCAAGUACUCGAACGCCUCCAUCACCGAUUUUAUGAGGGCCCUGGAGACCGCCAGCGGAAAGGAUCUCAAGGCUAUGGAGACAUGGUACAAAAAAAUCGGAUUUCCUCUCAUUAACGUCGAGGAAGUUAGAGAAGGUACCAAUCGAAAACUCAAGAUAUCUCAACAAAAGUUUCUGCUAAAAGGACCAGUAUCAGAUGGGACUGUGUGGGAUAUACCCAUGACAUUUUGCGAUAAAUCCAACCCCCAAAAGCACAUACAUUCUAUGCUAAUUAACAAACCCACCAUGGAAGUCGAAUUGAAAAAUGUCCCCGUCAAUGAUUGGAUAAAGCUGAAUUGUGGUACAGUGAGUUUUUGCCGCGUCAACUACACGCCGGAUAUGUUGGCAGCCAUUAUGCCGGGCGUAGAGGACAAUUCAUUGGCCCCGCUCGAUAGAUAUGGUAUAGAGAGUGAUGCUUUUGCCUUGGUGCAAGCUGGCAUGCUACCCCUGCAGAGUUUCUUGAAACUCCUCAAGGCAUUCAGGAACGAGACAAAUUACGCUGUUUGGUGCGAUUUAUCCAGUUCCUUGGGCGUUUUGGGCAUUUUGUCGCAGUACAUCCAACAAGAUAACGUCGCAGGCGGUGGGGAAGAUAAGAAGGAAACGAAAGCGAAUGCCGGAAAAGUGGAAAGCGUGACCCAAAGAAAAUUCAAACAAUUUGCCGCGCAACUCAUGACCCCCAUAUACCAGAAGUUGGGUUGGGAACCCAAAAAGGGAGAAAGUCACGUCGACGCCAUGCUACGCGUGAUAAUCUUGUCUCGCCUGGCCCGUUGCGACUACGCUCCCGUUAAGGACGAAGCCUGCAAACGCUUCGACGCACUUUGCAAGGGCGGUACCUGCACCGAAAUGUCGGGUGAUUUGAGGGCUGCCAUUUAUACCUCCAUGUUGUCCAAUGCUGACGAAAAAAUGUACGAUCAAUUUUUGGAGAUGGCUAGAAAUAGCAAUCAACAAGAGGAAAAAGUGCGAAUUUACGCUCGUCUAGGACUCAAGGAAGAUGCGAAACUAAUUCAGAAAACAUUGGAUUUAGCCGAUUCCGACGAAAUCCGACUACAAGAUAAGGUGGGCGUUUUUAGCAGUUUGUGCGGUCACAGACUCGGACGAAAGAUGACUUGGGAGUUCUUGAAAAAAAAUUGGAGCAGGGUAUUGGGUUGGUACGGCGGCUUAAGUCUCAUGUCAAGACUCGUUAAGAAUGUAACAAGUAAUUUUGCGACAGAGGAAGAAGCUAUGGACGUCGAGAAAUUUUUCAAGACUCAUGAAGCUCCAGCGGCGGAGAUGGCCAUCCAGCAAUCCCUGGAAAAUAUCAGGAUCAAUGCUAGCAUGCUUAAACGCGACGGGGAAAGCUUUAAAGAAUAUCUUCAUAAUAAUUAAAUAUAAAAAAAAUUUUAAGUGUAGAAUUUAGAAUUUUUAUAAAAAAAUAUAAAUAAUAUUAGUAUCAUAAUAACAUUAUGCAAAAAAAAACAAUGUUUUUUAUAAAAAAUUUUAUAAAUAAUGAUGAUUUAAAGGCGCAUUGAUUUACAUUCAAUUAUAUUUUACUUAUUUUAUAUAUGUAUUAUUAUUAUUUCGAUCAAAUGUAUAAUCAUUAAUCUUUAUAGAAUAAUUAGUUAGUUUUUGGUUAUAUUAUAGGUAACAAU
This is a messenger RNA of Gordionus sp. m RMFG-2023, 3003 nucleotides long. Its product is annotated as puromycin-sensitive aminopeptidase-like. Gene Ontology annotation, biological process: peptide catabolic process; proteolysis. The transcript is spliced from 22 exons. The record is from RefSeq and is a predicted model, not a curated record. Bases 50 to 2740 code for a protein of 896 amino acids. Gene Ontology annotation, cellular component: cytoplasm. Lineage: Eukaryota; Metazoa; Nematomorpha; Gordioida; Chordodea; Parachordodidae. Gene Ontology annotation, molecular function: metalloaminopeptidase activity; peptide binding; zinc ion binding.